ACAAACAUUUGGUCCGGGUACAAAGUCAACAUUCGGUCACCUACAAUAAUUUUAACUUGCAGCGUUAAAAAAAGCAGAAAUAGUUAAUUUAGUCUAAGGAAUAGGAUUUUAAAUGUGGCUUCAUUUUGCUAUGCGAGCAUUGUUUAGUAUGUUUGCGGCAACUUCAACACAGAGACCUGUCGUCGUGAAGCCUGCUUUAAAAUGGCUAAAAUAUGACAAACAUGUCGGCGAAUGUGUGUUAAAACUACAAUUUUUGGUUAAAUGGAGGAGGCGUCGAAGAAAUAUUUGAACACCUGAGUGUGACUGCAGUUUGGCUAAAUGCGAGCAGGAAGCAGAGGAAGGAGGAGGGUUCAGGGAAAAACUUGCCGCAGUUGAACACUUGUGCCUCCCCGGCUCAUGUUUGCCCAUGUUCGGCCACACAAGCGCAAACAAGUCGGUUAAAAAUAAUAGCACCAUACCUUCAACGUGUUCCGUUGAGGCGAGAGUGAGCGGUAUAUCCACAAAAACACGACCCCGGCUUGAGUGUAGCUACCGCGGCCGGUUGUCCUCACUGCAGCCGGGGAGGACAAGACAAGUUCAUCCCGUUCUUGGAAGCCCUGCAGCUGGGAGAGUUUCCUCCUUUUCCCCCUUCUCCCGAAAUCAGCCUCUUUCUCUCGGAUAUCCCGUUCCCUAGUCCGUUCGGCAUCAAACCAUCACAUUCCACCGCGUCCUCAACAAUGAAAAAGGUGGCUUUUCCUUUUUUUUCUUUCCCCGCUGUCGCCGGAGGAAGACCCACCCCUCGGGAUGGCUCUGCCCGCUCUGACCGCAAAGAGAACGCCCUUCCCCGGCUGUGCGGUCCCGCCUCUCCACCCCCUUCCUCCACACACAGGAGCAAGUCAAGCCGGUGGAGGAUUCCAAGAAGUCAUCAAUGCAAAAGUGCAAAUGCAAGUUGUGAACCAAACGCAUGGACAGCAUGGAACACUACAAAGACAUUUGCACCUCCUUCCCUUUUGACACUUGAUGCACGCCUUCACUUUGACUCCCACACACGCUCAGAUAAGCAGCAAAGAACCAAGACACUGCCUGUUGUGUGUCGUCUCUGAACUGAAAGCCACCCGAUGCAAGAAACCAUGACAGAAAUGUGGACAGAAGUCUCACCAGGACUCAUGACCAAGACCUUUACAGCCGCCAAUAAUUCUAACUUCCUGGACUCCCCAUUCCGUUAUCAGCUCUUCCCAGCCGCUUAUGGCAUCAUCUUUGUCCUGGGAUUCUUUGCUAACAUCUAUGUGUUGUUUGUACUGCGCUCCCUACGAGAAGCUAAGGCGAUGGGAGAGAUUCGGAUCUACAUGACCAACUUGACCAUUGCUGAUCUUCUUUUUGUGUGUGCGCUCCCCUUCUGGAUUGGGUAUUACAGUCGCGAAGGAACUUGGGUCUACAAAGACUUCUUGUGUCGACUGACAGGAUCGUUGUUCUUCAUCAACACCUACUGCUCCAUUCUGUUCCUGGGUGCCAUCAGCGUCAACCGAUACUGGGCGGUCACUCGGCCUCUGGAUGCGGCGUCAUCAGACCACAGGCGUCGUGGGAUCGCCGUGUGCGUGGUCAUCUGGUUGAUGACCGUCUCCAUGGCUGUACCGUUCCUUGCAAAUCCGGCCACCAACCAGGAUGGAAAUGUCACUCGCUGUUUCGAGGGAUACCAGAAUGACAAUGAUUCUUCCAAAAGAGCAACAGCUGCAACCCAUUUCGCAAUUAUCGGAAUGUUUUUUGUCGUUUUUGCACUCGUGGUGGUAUGCAACCUUCUUAUCGCUCGAGCAUUGGUUUUACAUAAUGUUCCUCAAUCCGAAUUCCAUUCUGGGAAAGUUCUAUCCAGGAAGUCCAACAUGACAAUCUCGUCUUCCAGAAGGCCCACAGGGGUCAAACGGAGAGCUGUGCAAAUGCUAAUGGCUGUGGUCGGCGUAUUUGUCGUGUGCUUCCUGCCUCAUCAUGUCGUCCAAGGAUUCUGGACGCUAGCAGCACUGCAGAUCCAAGAUGGAUGGGGCCAUGUGGAUUGGGAUCCAGAAACAGUGCAGGUGCUGAAUGAUGCCCAUCAGAUCACAUUACUUCUCAUGGGCCUCAACUGCAUUCUGGAUCCCGUAGUGUACUGCUUCGCCACCAGGAAGUUCAGAAGGUUCAUCAUGGCUCACCUGAAGAAGCUGGCAAAGGGCGAGGGCUGCUCCCACACGGUCACCUCGCAGAUCUCCUUGGACAGCAGGCACCAGAGCCACAAACUCCCGGGCGAGCUCAAUCAGCCUGAAUAAUUCAAACUGAUAAGUUUGACUUUGGGAUUAUGACAGAACUGCAAUGGGUGACACCAAAAGUUUUUUGUCCAUCCCAUUUGUUAAUAACAGAUUGUAAAUAAUCAUGACAUUUCCAACCUUUUUUGUAAAGUUUUGUAAACACUUUCAUAAUGUGCGAUCCCCAGACCGAAUUGCACAAAUUCGACUUCCUGUGUGAGGCGCUCACUCAUACACAGUCACAGAAAAGCGGAAGUUUUGCAACCAGAAGUCUGUGUGAUGACUUUUCUGAUGAGAAUCAACCAAAAUGAGUCAACAAGACACACAAACACACAAACAAUUAUCUUUGUUUCACUGGGAUUUUUGAGUGUUUUAUUACUGCAUAGCACAUAUAGUGAUGAAUUUACCAACCGUAAACACAAUCUGCAAGAGUGGUUUAAUAUACAUAAAUCAGUUUAUGAGGUAUAGUCCACAUUAAGGUGAUCUGUCUGCCUAAGCAAGGUUUCCCAAACUGAGGGUUAAGGCCCAAAAUGGGUCACAGGUCAAUUUUUGUCUUGUGGAAAAAAAUGGAAGAAUUCCAGAAAAGAAAUACCUGAAGAAAUUUGUAACAUUACCGGAAAAAAGGCAAGUUUAAAUAAAUUACAAGGAUAAAGUUUCUUCGCACAUAGCUUUUUUAAUCUGUGUCCUUGAUUGAUAGUUUAUGUAAAGUGUUUGUUUAUGUUAU
Messenger RNA from Doryrhamphus excisus (bluestripe pipefish), 2973 nucleotides. The record is from RefSeq and is a predicted model, not a curated record. Lineage: Eukaryota; Metazoa; Chordata; Actinopteri; Syngnathiformes; Syngnathidae.